Candidula unifasciata is the source of this 1398-nucleotide messenger RNA. The record is from the annotation of a GenBank genome assembly. NCBI's taxonomy places the organism in Eukaryota, Metazoa, Mollusca, Gastropoda, Stylommatophora, Geomitridae.
CCGCUGUUGAUAGCCAGGCUAGCGGAGAUCCGAAACGCCAGCUCGGGCAAGGCUUGGUACACCUACGAGCACACCUUCAGCUCCCAAGUACUCAAGUAUGCCUUCCGGUUUGUUUGCGACAGCAACUACUACGGGGCCAACUGCACCGAACUGUGCCGGCCCCGAGACGAUAAGUUCGGCCAUUACACCUGUAGCAGCAAUGGCACCAAAGUCUGUCUCGACGGGUGGGAUGGCCAGUACUGCGAGAUUGCUUUGUGUUUACCUGGCUGUGACGCAAACAAUGGAUUCUGCGACCAGCCCAACGAGUGCAAUUGCCGCUUAGGAUACCAGGGCAAAUUCUGCAAGGAUUGUACCCCUUUUCCAGGCUGCCAGCGAGGCCACUGUGAAACUAAGCCUUUCCAGUGCGUCUGUGAAGAGGGAUGGGGUGGUCUUUACUGUAACCAAGAUCUCAACUUCUGCACGCACAACAAACCCUGCAGAAAUGGGGCUGUGUGCCACAACAUUGGACAGGGUGGCUACAACUGCACAUGUGUUGGAAGCUACACCGGGGUCAACUGUGAGAUUGAGGUGGAUGAUUGCAAGAACAUGCCUUGUCUGAACAAUGGAAUCUGCAAGGAUAUUGGAAAUGGAUUCCAAUGCCAGUGUCCAAAGGGCUUCUAUGGGCGCCAGUGUGAGAAGGAAGCCGACUCUUGUAAAGCCAAUCCUUGCAUGUUUGGGAGCACCUGUGUGGACAACGAAGAACUCUACUUCUGCCUUUGUGAGCCCGGGUACACAGGUUUCAACUGUGACAUGGCCAUUAAUGAGUGUGAACCGGCGCCUUGCCUCAAUGGUGGCAGCUGUGUUGACCAGCUGAAUGGCUACCGAUGUGUGUGUCCAGUUGGCUAUAGUGGUGCCCAGUGCCAGAACAAUGAAGACGACUGUCACCAGAAGCCAUGUCUAAACAACGGUAUCUGCAUUGACCUGGUCAACGACUUUCGCUGCCAGUGUGUGCCAGGGUUCGUGGGAACACUGUGUCAGGACAACGUCGAUGACUGUGAAAUGCGACCAUGUGCGAACGGUGGCCGUUGCACCGACCUGGUUAACGACUUUAGUUGUGACUGCGCUGCCGGCUUUGAGGGAAAAGACUGUAGCAUGCAGAUUAAUGAAUGCAAGAGCAACCCUUGUCUUCACGGAGGCAUAUGCAAAGACUUGUUUGCUGAUUACUCCUGCUCCUGCCCUGAGGGAUUCUGGGGUAAAAACUGCCACCUGUCUGAAGAUGUAAUGAUUAAUAAUGACCUCAGCAGCCAUUCAAAUACAACUAAGCAACCACCUCAGCGAACCAGUCCAGGCAAUGGCUAUCUCCUAGUUUUAUUUUUGCUUCAUCUUCUUGUGAUUCUUUUGUGUUGGUUUCUCAGCUGA